CCUUCUUUAUCAGACUGUUGAGCCUUUUUAAAUCCCUGGUUCUGGUUCUGGUUCUGGUGACCGAUCAGAUGACAGGAGGCGACGCUCUCAGCCACAAUAACACAAAACACAAGCGAUAUGCUGGACCUGUGAGAUUACAGAAAAAGUCUGAUCCACUGAACCAAAUGCAUUUUCUCUACAUAACUGUAAGACCUUCAAAUAGACCUUUUUGUAAAUCUGUCCUGUUUUCGGCUGUAUUUCAGAGAACUGCACGGUAAACGCAUGUUUUAAAUCUCUGUCAUCCUGUUGCCAUGGCAGCACAUUCUGGUUUGUUUCAACAGAAACAGUUAAACUUGCGUUUCCAUCAAAUCCAGUUUUUAUAUUUUCUUCUGCUGGGAGAAGCGGAUCAGUGAACCACAAUGCCUCCAAAGAAAGGCAAGAAGGGCAAAAAGGGGAAAGCCGGGAAGGUGAACCCCUUCAUGCUGCUGGACUCUGCGCCCAUUCAAGACAUGACCAAGGACCAGUUGUGGGAUUUCGCCCUCCGCAUCCAGGAGGAGCUGGAAACGGUGCGGAAGGAGAAGGGCCUCUUCAAGCCGGAGCGGGACAAGACCCAGACCGUCUGGAACACGACCAAGAAGGACCUGGAGGAGUACGAGGUCCAGCUGAGGAAUACGACCGUAGAGAGGUCAGAGGUCGAUGAGAGACACCGAGAGGAGAUGACCGUGAGUCCUCCACCGACCCUGUGGGGUGGUCCUGCUGUUCUCUCGGUCCGAUCCGGUCCGAUCCUGACUCUGUCGGGUUUUCAGGUCUACCAACAGAAGAUGAAGCACGUCCUGUCCGAGCAACACAACGCCGUCUCUGAGGUGAAGACGGACGCCGUCACGUUUCGCUCGCUCCAGCAGAAGCAGAACACGGAGUUGGAGCUGGAUCUGCGGCGGCAGCUCCGUAACCUGCAGAUGGACAACAAGGAGAAGAGGCUCCAGGAGCACAGCUCCAUCAAGAUGCUGAAGCUGAACCACCAGAGGGAGCUGAUGAGGCUCGGCGGCGAGUUUGAGCGCAGGAUGCAAGUGCUGGAGGUGCAGAAGCUGGUCACCACGCGGUCCCUGGCAGAGAUGUUCCAGAGGAAGCUGAUGAACGCGCUGACGGAGAUCGACACCUUCAACAAAUGUCACCUGGUGUCUCUGAACAAGGAACACGACAACAAGAGGGAGCGGACAGAAUUGACGUUUGAGGAAUUCCUGGACACAAAGCACUACGAGCAUCACACCUGGAAGGGCGAGCUGAAGAAGCUGCAGAACCAGAAGCUGCGGUGGGAGAAGAAGAUCUCAGCAGCUCAGCAGGAGAACCAGCGUCUGAAGACGACGCUGCAGGAGGUCCAGCAGAAACUGCCGGAGCUGCACAGACGGCUACAGGAGCACCAGCACUCCAAGCAGAGGAUGGAGGAGUACCGAGCUCAGCAGAAGCUGGUUGAUCAGGAGCUCAGAGACCUGACGGUGGAACACGAGCUGCUGCUGCAGGCCUUCCAGAAGACGCAGCAGGAGCGUGACGAGCUGCUGAGGAGGCAGACGCAGAGCAUCCUGGACGUCCAGCAGAGGAGCGGCCUGAAGAAGAUCCUGCUGCAGAGGAAGCUGGAGGCGCUGAGCCAGACUCUGGAGAAGAAGGAGGCGCAGCUGAGCGCCGCGUUGUCCGUCUGCAGCGUGGAGCCCACGGCGCGCAGCAACGCCGCCAACAAGCUGCAGGAGAUCCUGGAGUCCAAACGGACCGCCAUGGAGGCUCUGCAGCUGGACCUGGACCAGGGCACCCAGGAGUACGAGCAGCUGCUGCAGAGGCUGAAGGGCGACCUGGAGGCCGCCGGCAUCUUGCUGUUCCAGUUUCCCUUUAAUGCCGCCCAGAAGGUUCUGGAGGAAGUCCGAUCAGAUCUGAAAGCCCAACCGGACCGGCACCAGAAGGACAUUCCCAAAUAAAGCGACGUUUCAGUUUUUAUUCAGUUUGACAUGAAAAGCAGUUACAUUAUUAUUAAAUUAAAUUAAAAUGAG
This is a messenger RNA of Poecilia reticulata (guppy), 2015 nucleotides long. The record is from RefSeq and is a predicted model, not a curated record. Lineage: Eukaryota; Metazoa; Chordata; Actinopteri; Cyprinodontiformes; Poeciliidae.